Molecule: messenger RNA, 1124 nt
Organism: Metschnikowia bicuspidata var. bicuspidata NRRL YB-4993
Lineage: Eukaryota; Fungi; Ascomycota; Pichiomycetes; Serinales; Metschnikowiaceae
Exons: 1
Coding region: 146-727 (193 amino acids)
Source: RefSeq, a predicted model, not a curated record
GGACAGUUCAUUAUCAAGUUGUUUUUAAAGCUGUUGGAGCUAGAACUAUUAAUGGUACCAAUAAUCAAUUGGCUCUUUCUGUUACUCAAAGAGUCCAGAAUUACUCUAUGAUAUACUAAAACGAUUACUGGAAAUGUUUAGUUAAAUGACGGUAUAUAUAAAUCCUAUAAAUGAUAUGUUUCUAGUAGAAGGAAAGAAACAGGAAAUAACCCUUGGAGAAAAAAAAAGACUUCUCUUGAGGAACAGCUUUUCCUUGCCACGCGAGAGGCGACUACGUGGCGGAUAUCGCGUGACAUGUUCGAACUGUGGCUUGAGUACAGCAUAUUCCCAAUCCAUAGCCUGUCCAUGCUGGGAAAGCAUGGACAGUUGGGUCAUCGGAUUCCUGACAACGCACCAGGAUGGAAAGAAACCUAUAUUCAGGAUUUGGCAUGACCAGCUUAGCCGAGACUGGCCUUCUAAAUGGUCCAAUGAGAAGGCUACUUCCUCAUGCUCAUCGCGCCUUGGUCCGGGACCGAGUCUAAAAACCGGCGUACUUCUGAUCACACUAACAGGUGGAUUCCUCCAAAAAUGGACCUGCAUUCCACGGAGCUCAACAAGCUUAAAGUGUAUUGGCUGCGAGAGCUUUAGUCCACAUAUCCGUGUUGUUUUCUUUGUAGGACCAGUCCACCUGGACCUGUUUUCGAAAACCCAUUGCUGUAGAUACCCGGCCCGACUUCUUCAUGUCUAACUUCUUCAUGAAACCAACAGUAUUUCUUUGUCGACAUCGUUCCGGCGUGAUCACACCAUAAUUGUGUGUUGAUACACUUCAAGCUCCUUAAAAGUCCUCUUAUCCAGAUAGCCUCUCUGGUUCCUUCAUACAAAGCUCCAAGCUCUGCAGUCAACGUAGAUGUUGCAAUCGUACUUGUUAGGGGCUUCACGAGACAGGGGUUACGUAUCUUUAUUUGAUUCCUGGUUUCCCUAUAACUCUACAGAAAUUCCCCGCCUUCAUUGCUUCAUCCAGAGGCCACGUGAAAGGAACCCUGAGAACUCGAGAGAAUAAUCUAUGAGUUGUUUAGAAUGAGAUCUGACGGAUCUUACAUUAAUCAAAGUACAUAUAGUCGCAUAUGCGCUUACGGAGACCAUCA